This is a messenger RNA of Xyrichtys novacula (pearly razorfish), 4286 nucleotides long. The record is from the annotation of a GenBank genome assembly. Lineage: Eukaryota; Metazoa; Chordata; Actinopteri; Labriformes; Labridae.
AUGUUAAUGUGGCUGAAAUGGCGUGAAAAUGAGGGAUCAUCACACUCCUGGAUGCUGGGAUUAACUUUCAGGACAUCUCUUGUGCCAAAGUGGGGAGUUUGGAACCGAGAGAGGAGGAGGAGAGAGCGGCUUCUGCAGGAGUGGCACCCACACAGCGGAGCGGAUGAUGGAUUAUCAACAAAGGUAAGGGCACCAUGUUUAUAAUAUGCCGUAGAUCCAGUCUGCAGCGCUGUUUGUGGCUGGACUGUGAGUGUAGGCCUGCUGUUUGGAUUAUAGAAGGAGAAGAUCAUCAGUCUGUAAGAAAUGGAAAUGAUCCAGAGUCUCUUUUUUCAUCCUGAGUCUCUGAGAAAAUCACAAGCAGUUACAGUUUGUCUGUUUUAACCCGUGAGUUGCUGCAGCGCCUUCAAAAGAGGAACAUUCAGAGGGUUUAAAGUGUGUAAAUAAUCCGGAAUAAUCCGAGUUUGAGGCCUACAGGAGCAGGAGGAGGAGGAGGAUAAUGAUGUUAUAUAAUCAGGGAGACUGCAGGCCAGACAGGCUGAUGAUGGUGAUGAUGGUGAUGAUGAUGAUGGACAUACAGGGCCGAGGCUCAAACUGAAACAGAAUUUGACUCUUUAAUCCAUCUAACUUAAAUUCAUUUGAUUUAAAUUCUUUGAUUUGUUGUAAAAAUCUCGACAAAAACACGUUUUUGUUUCAUUUCGCGCGGUGACGCCUCCUCCUCGAGCUGUUUCGCCUCAAAUAUUUUAAAUUUUACGCAUUUAUUUCCUCUCUUUUCCUCUUAUUUCUGAUCCUUUAAAUUAAACUGAUGUUAAAAUAUCUGUUUGGAUAUUUAGUCAUAUUUCUGAUUCACCCUCCGUCUUUGUUUUCCACCUGCUGUUUUCUGCUGCAGUGGUGUGGAGUGCUCGUAUUGUGUAAAUGUGUGUGUUUCUCGGUCAGAGUCAGAGGCUGUUUGUGUCCAGAUGUAGCAGAUGUAGAUGCGGCCUGCUGCAGACUCUGAUCACAGCUGUUUAUCUCUCAUUCAUUAGAGACAAAAUGAAGAUUUUUUAAAUUUUAAUCCAAAUAUAAACUGAUUUUUCAAACUUAACGCACAAACACUGAGGCCUAAACGUGUUUUACGCGCUGAAUGUGAAGAAAGAAAACCAAAAAAAAUCCUCAAAUCUGGUUAAUUUUCAUUGGAGAUAUUUAUUUUUUAUUUAUACUAAAUUUAAAAAGACGAAAAUAAACAAAAAAUUUCAAAAAGAGAUCCCAAAUUUAUCCUCCGAGGGAUUAUUGAAGCACUUUAGAUUAUGAAUAUGAAAAUAAACGUCUCAUUUCGUUUAAAUUAUUCCUCUUUAACCUGUAAAGUGACUUUUCAGAGAGGAAAAUUUGACUGAAAAUGAGCGAAAGAAUUUAUUUGUGAAAUUUUACGAGUUAUGAAAAAUAAUCCUGAGAUAAUCCGAGGAUUAUCACACAGGAAAAUCCAAAAAUAUCCAUAAAAUCACUGCUGGAAAUGUGCUUUAACAGAUUAAAAAUUAAUGAUCAUGAUUGAAAAAUCAAAUGAUCUGAUUCUGGGCCGAUCAAAUGAUGUUGUUUUCUGCCAAUAGUGACAAAUAUCGAUCUGUUUACAAACUCUUGACCCAGUCCUCCUCUUCUUCUCCUUCAUACUCACAGACUUUAUUUUUGUUUAAUGGUUAGUUUAGUUUCCAUUGAUCUCAAGACGCUGAAGAUGAUGAUGAUGAUGAUGAUGGUGAUCUGAUUAGAAGCGCGUGUGAACCCUCCUUCUCUCUGCACGUCCUCGUGAGCCUCUCUCGCACCUUUAGAGAGAGAAAGAGAGACAUGAUGAGGGUUAGAGACUCUCUCCUCCUGUCUGUUUCUGAUCACUCUGGUUCCUCUCAGAUGUUUUAGUUUCUCAGUGUGUGGAGGAGAAGAAGGUUGGAGGCAGAGGAGGAGUGUGUGUGUGUGUGUGUGUGUGUGUGUGUGUGUGUGUGAGUGUGUGCGCUUGUGUUUCUGCGUAAUGGAGAUGAUGCGCAAAGUGUUUUUUUGCAUGUUUUUUUCCUUCUGUGUUGCAUGCUGAGGGUGAUUUUGCGCACACAGGAGAGAGGGGGACUUGGUGCACAUUACGCAGCUGCACAAGUCCGUCUUUGUGCUCCUUGAAUGCAACUUAAAGUUCUCACACAAACAUAUAAUGUAUAUAUAUUUAUAUAUUUUUGUCGAUGAGUGUGGAGGUGUGUGUGCGUAAAAACCCGGACAGACUCGAGCGCUUCAUUUCGAUUCACCGGGGACCCCUGCGCGCAACAAGAGCCCCCCAUGGGUGCAAUAGUGCAAACACAGGCUGCGGUGAUUGGCCAGAGGUUGAUCAGAUGGUACACUUCCCCUCUGUAUUCAGUGGCACCUCGCAACCCCCCCUUUCAGCAAAAACCAAAUCUCGGAUAAAGUAAUGGCAAAACCACUUGGACUAUAAAAGACAACAAAUCAUAUUCCUCCGGAGUAUAUACACCCCGUUGUCCACCCAAUGAGUUCCUAUUUUGUUAACUCAACUUUUCCCGUGUCUCUACCGGGAGGACAGGACUCUCUCCUGGGUCAGAUACCGCUCUAUUCCUCGGGAUACACCGAUCCGUUAAGACACUACUCCAACGCGGCCACAUAUGGAGCCGCCAACAUGCAGGACAAGGUUUACCCCGCGUCCUACUACCAGCAGACGGGCGCAGCAGCCGCGGCCAUCUACGGCCGAGCCGGCGGAGGAGCGCCCUGCGACUACAACCCGGUCGGGACUUUCUACAAGGACGCGGAGGGCUCGUGCGCUUUCUCGAGCCGCGAGGAGCAGCCGCUGUUCGUCACUCAGGAGCAUCAGCAGCGCAAAGCGGAGUGCGCGGAGCAAACUGUCAGCAUGAGCAGCAGCCUCGACGACAAGUCCUCGACUCUCAUCUACCCGUGGAUGCAGAGGAUGAACGCCUGCUCCGCCGGUGAGUAAACCCACACAACCACACACCACACACCACUGUACGCUUUCUCUCUCUGUGUAUUAUUGUCACGCAUGCAGCCUGGAGGGUAAAAACAGUCCCGCGCCGCGUGAUGGAGUGAGCGUCCCGAGCCGCGCAGAGUUUACCUGACAGCUCCCCACAGACUGAUCCGAACUUUACGCGCAGAAACGUGAAAUAAUCCGAGAGUUGGAGAGUUUGAGAUUAUCGUUAAUGGAUCUUUGUGCGCCUUUAGGGCUUCCACUGCUCCUGAUUCAUCAUACAUACAUACAUACACGACCCGCACGCGCACUCACACGCACGCACACACAUGCAGACUUGGCCUACAUCAUCCAAGAUCCAACUUAAAGCCUCACCAACUCUUAGAAACAGGCCUUUAUGAGGCUGAAAAGCUACUUUUAAUCAUCCAAAAACGCACCAAAUCCUUCAAAAUAAACACAAAUAUAUCUGAAUUUAAUUAUUCAUCUUUACUCUAUUUAUUUUACACAUUUUACAUCCUGACUGUACAUCUUUACUGUAACGAGAACAAUACAGAGAUACAGAGAGAGAUACAUCAUGAGGCCACUUUUACGCACAACAUUUCAGCCUCUUUCUUACAGUAGCCUCCAUUAAUCACCUCAUUUAGGACUUUUUUACAAACAAAAUUAAUCCAAAGCUUAAAAUAAACUCACUUUAAUGCGCAACAUGGAUAAAAUAAACAGACAUAGUUGAAAAAUGUUGAGAAACUAUUUUAAGAUUUCUUUAAAAAGAAUAAAACCUAAAGUGUGCCAAGGUGAGGCGUUUACGCACUGUGGGAAGAUGCAGAUAAGAAAAGAAAUUAACUGGAUAUUUUUAAAAAAGAUCAGUCAGAUAGUGUUUAAUAUUUAUACACAUAAUAUUGUCUUUUUUAAAAUGUUGUUUUGUUGUAAACAGCAGAUCUGUUAACGUGUUAUGGUAUUUUUCAGACACACGCCUUCAGAUUUGCAGUGUACUGUCAGGUAGAUCUUCUCAGGCACUUUGGAAAUCACUUCAUUUGACUCCUGAAUUAUUCAUCCCUGAGAUUUAAAUCAUUAUUAUUUUUUUCUUUCAGGACCAUUUGGCAACAGUGGCCGCAGGGGCCGACAGACCUACACCCGCUACCAGACCCUGGAGCUGGAGAAGGAGUUCCACUUUAACCGCUACCUGACCAGGAGGCGCCGGAUAGAGAUCUCCCACGCGCUGUGCCUCACCGAGAGACAGAUCAAAAUCUGGUUCCAGAACCGCAGGAUGAAGUGGAAAAAGGAGAACAAACUCCUGAACCCCUCAAAGACAGCGGAGGAGGAGGAGGAGGAGCAGGCGGAGAAAAAGAGCUAA